This is a messenger RNA of Rhinichthys klamathensis goyatoka, 1692 nucleotides long. RefSeq lists its product as uncharacterized. The record is from RefSeq and is a predicted model, not a curated record. Bases 57 to 914 code for a protein of 285 amino acids. Gene Ontology annotation, cellular component: membrane. NCBI's taxonomy places the organism in Eukaryota, Metazoa, Chordata, Actinopteri, Cypriniformes, Leuciscidae. The transcript has 9 exons.
GUAAUAUUUACUCUCGAUUUUCUAAAUGAUGUGUCUCUAUAGGUUUGUUGAAAGACAUGCACAAUAUGAACACAGAGCAGUCUCCCCCUCCAUACAACCCCUAUUACCCUCCGCAAUAUCCUAAUACAACGCAGUACAAUGCUGGGCAGCCCACCGCUGGCAUGGUGCCCCCCGUUGUUGAACAAGUCAAUAUGGGGAUUCCAGACAGCGCUCCCCCAGAGUACACCCUGGGCUUUGAGGACGAGAACUGCUUUUCAGAUGCAGCCAUAAGAAGAGGUUUCAUAAGAAAAGUGUACUUGACACUUAUGGUUCAACUAUUAAUAACUGUUGGAAUCAUCUGUGCUUUUCUUUAUUGGGAGACACUCAGUGACUGGGUAAGAGGCACAUACUGGUUUACCUACACUAUGAUGGGUGUAACAUUUGCUUUAAUCAUUGUGCUCAUCUGUUGUGGUGACAUCCGUCGGAAAGUUCCUUUAAACUUCAUCUUCCUAGGGCUCUUUACAAUUGCAGAGGGCCUUCUCCUUGGAUCAGUUGUAGUGUAUUAUUCGGCCGAGGCAGUGCUCUGGGCAGUGGGUGCAACUGCUUUGGUGUCUCUUGCAAUGAGUUUGUUUUCAUUGCAGUCUAAAUGGGAUUUCACAGCUGCUUCAGGAAGCAUAUGGGCAAUCAGCUGGACGCUGUUUUCAUUUGCAUUGCUUUGUGCAAUUCUGAGAUCGCAGUAUUUGUACAUCCUUUAUGCAUCGUUGGGAACUUUGGUCUUCUCUGUGUACCUGGUGAUGGACACACAGCUCAUACUGGGUGGAAAGCACAAAUACAGCAUCAAUCCAGAAGAGUACAUCUUUGCUGCUCUGAACUUGUACCUUGAUAUUAUCACAAUUUUCUUAUUAUUGCUUCAAUUAAUUGGACUUUGUCGUUGAUGUGGUUUAUGAUCAUCAUGAUUUCUGUCCCACUCGACACCUGUCUCACAUAUGCUCUGGGUUUUGAGACACAAUAUUACCCUCUUUUUUUCUUUUUCUUUUUUUAACAUGACUCCAUUGUGUCUCUGUACCAAAUUUAAAACAGUAAAUCGGUAAAAUAGCAGUUUAAUAAUAAAAUAGCUAUUGAAUUAAGUAAAAUAGCUAAUGCAUAGUUGUGAGUUAUUUUACAAGUAAAUGAAGGGCAAACAUUUUUGAGACAUAUUCUUACCCCCAUUUUUUAUAAACUUGACUCCAUUGUGUCUGUAACAUGUUGUAAUAAAUGUUCGCUGUCAUGUCACUGUACUUUAAGUUAAAUUCAUUAAAGUGGUUUCUCUUAUCCAUUUGAUAUGAUUUUUAAUAAUUUGAGAACACUAAAAAUCCUAGAACAAAUGCUAUUUUAAGGGAGUGGCACAUCUUACCCCGGUAUCCCCAAUUGUAUAUUUAUAAAUUAACUAAUUCUUAAUAAUAUAAUAUAAUUUAAAUAUUAAAUUUAAAUCAGUAAAAUAGCUAACAGUUUAAUAAUAGAAUAGCUAUUGAAUUAAGUAAAAUAACUAUUAGCUGUGACUGAGUUAUUUUAAAAGUAAAAGAAGGGCAAUGUGAUGUAGCCUACAUGGUAUGGGUUUUGAGAGAUAUUCUUACCCCCAUUUUUUAUAAACAUGAUUCCAUCGUGUCUAAUAUGUUGUAAUAGAUGUUCACUGUCAUGUACUUUAAGUUAAGUUCAUUAAAGUGUCUACUGUUA